CUCAGAGGGGAGUGGACGCUGCUCGCGAGGAUGGUGCUGGAGAGCGUGGCCCGUAUCGUGAAGGUGCAGCUCCCCGCCUAUCUAAAGCGGCUCCCUGUCCCCGAGAGCAUUACCGGGUUCGCCCGUCUCACAGUUUCAGAAUGGCUUCGGUUAUUGCCUUUCCUUGGUGUACUUGCACUACUUGGCUACCUUGCAGUUCGUCCAUUCCUCCCGAAGAAGAAACAACAGAAGGAUAGCUUGAUUAAUCUUAAAAUACAAAAGGAAAAUCCCAAAGUGGUGAAUGAAAUAAACAUUGAAGAUUUGUGUCUCACUAAAGCAGCUUAUUGUAGGUGUUGGCGUUCUAAGACGUUUCCUGCCUGUGAUGGUUCACAUAAUAAACACAAUGAGUUAACAGGAGAUAAUGUGGGUCCACUAAUACUGAAGAAGAAAGAAGUAUAAUAGUAAUGAAUUAGGAUUGAGUUCAGUUGUGUUCUGUAAAAUCUCCUAAUAAUACUUUUUCAUUCUUUGUGUAUAGAAGAUCUUUCAAAUGGUGGUCUUAAUUAUUGCUAUUGGUUGAGUAAUUAUUUCUACCAAUUUAUUUUCUUGCUACACUACUGUUUAUAUUUGAUACUUUGUAUAUUCAAACAAUCAUUUAUAUAGAAAUUAAAUUGUACAACCCUUUCAUUCUUACUUCAAAGACUUAAUGUUAUUGUCCUAAAUAAAUCAACACUCUUGGUUUUAAUUGAGAAAAAUCUAAGUUUUUGGCAGUGUGUCCAAAGCUAUUCCUUUGAAUAUCAAUAUUUUCAAUAGAAUCUACACUUAGAAAUUUUCUCUGUGCACUAUUAAAUAUAUUGUUUUCCAGUCCUCUUCUGUGAUUUUUCCUCUUUGGCCUUCCACACUCUGUUCUUUUUAGAUCAGUAAGAAACAUGUUGCUCUCAAGAAUUACUUGAGUUUUCAAAGAGAGAAAUGCUUUGCUUUUAUAAAGAUUGUGUCUAAUAAGUGUGAAUAUCCCAGUUUCAGAAAAGACUUGAACUGGAUAAAGAAAGUUCCAAAAAGGAACAGUUAUUUACAUUAUAAAAAAUGUGUUUACUUUACAAAA
Prionailurus viverrinus (fishing cat) is the source of this 1078-nucleotide messenger RNA. It is a transcript of the gene CISD2, whose product is annotated as CDGSH iron sulfur domain 2. The record is from RefSeq and is a predicted model, not a curated record. Gene Ontology annotation, molecular function: 2 iron, 2 sulfur cluster binding. The coding region runs from base 31 to 438 and encodes 135 amino acids. Gene Ontology annotation, biological process: regulation of autophagy; autophagy of mitochondrion. Lineage: Eukaryota; Metazoa; Chordata; Mammalia; Carnivora; Felidae. The transcript has 3 exons. Gene Ontology annotation, cellular component: intracellular membrane-bounded organelle; mitochondrial outer membrane.